This is a messenger RNA of Ilex paraguariensis (yerba mate), 330 nucleotides long. The record is from the annotation of a GenBank genome assembly. Lineage: Eukaryota; Viridiplantae; Streptophyta; Magnoliopsida; Aquifoliales; Aquifoliaceae.
AUGGAGAUCCCUGUGAUAGACAUCAAUGAGCUUGAUGGUGAGAAGAGAAGCAAAACAAUGGCGCUUCUCCACCAGGCCUGUGAGAAAUGGGGCUUCUUUCAGAUUGAGAACCAUGGAAUUGAUAAAGAGUUGAUGGACAAGGUGAAGCAGUUGGUGAAUCAACAUUAUAAAGAGAACAUGAAGAAGAGGUUCUACGACUCGGAAAUAGCAAAGAGCGUGGAGAAUACAGGCAAUACCACUAACAUAGACUGGGAAAGCACCUUUUUCAUUUGGCAUCGUCCAAACUCAAACAUCGAUGAGAUUACCUGCCUCUCGGAGGAUCUUCGGUAA